Messenger RNA from Mesocricetus auratus (golden hamster), 597 nucleotides. RefSeq names its product serum amyloid A-1 protein. Bases 106 to 474 code for a protein of 122 amino acids. The transcript is spliced from 4 exons. The record is from RefSeq and is a predicted model, not a curated record. Lineage: Eukaryota; Metazoa; Chordata; Mammalia; Rodentia; Cricetidae. Gene Ontology annotation, cellular component: extracellular region.
GUGACAGUAUAUAUACAUCUGUCACUCAGCCCCAGCCACAUCUCCUCAACAAGUCACAGAAGCCACUCACCUGGGGUCUCAGCAGGAACUGACAUCCCAAGCAGGAUGAAGCCUUUUGUUGCCAUCAUUUUUUGCUUCUUGGUCCUGGGAGUUGACAGCCAAAGGUGGUUCCAGUUCAUGAAAGAAGCUGGCCAAGGGACUAGGGACAUGUGGAGAGCUUACACUGACAUGAGAGAGGCCAACUGGAAAAACUCAGAUAAAUACUUCCAUGCACGCGGGAACUAUGAUGCUGCCCAAAGGGGACCAGGAGGAGCCUGGGCUGCUAAAGUGAUCAGUGAUGCCAGAGAGGGUUUUAAGAGGAUCACAGGACGUGGAAUAGAGGACUCAAGAGCUGACCAGUUUGCCAAUGAAUGGGGCCGGAGUGGUAAAGACCCCAACUUCUUCCGACCUCCUGGCCUACCUAGUAAAUACUGAGUUUUAUCUUCAUGUUGUUCCCAGCCAUGUAGUCCCCAAGGACAGAGGCACUUACAGAGUUAGUUCCCAAACUCUGGAUGUGUAAGCACCCCACAAUGGAGAAUAAAUACUUGUGAAAUGCCA